GCUCUCUGUCCGACAUACGAACGCACCAUGUCCGACACCGCUGGCUGCAGAAUUCUCGUCAUAUCUCCCUCCGCGAGCCGUGCUCACCAGUUCGUGGAACGUAUCCAGGCGCUCUCCGCUUCUCGUACAGCAUCCCCCGACGGUGUGGCUCAGUCCACGGAGGCGACAGAGGCCGACCCUAGUCUGCGCACAUCCGUUACGUCGACUAUCGGCCCUGGCAAUAAUCCGCUGUCUGCGGGAAGCAGUACCAGCGUCCCUUGGACAAUCGUGAACAAGUACUACACUGCGGACGUUCACUUCGAGACACAUGAGUUCGAGCACUUCAGGGUACAUCAUGCCAUCGGUGUGCCGGCGGUGAUCUACGUGUGGGGACCGGGCGAGCCGUACAAAGAACACAUCCCAGAGAUUGCCACUAAGAUCCAGCAUUAUGAUCCCGAGGUGUCUCUGGCGGUGCGAUUUGGCGACAGUGUAUCGGUCUCUGCUUCCGCUGCACCACUAAGCACCGAAGACGAUGGCCUCGACGAGUUUUUGUCCACUCACGGCUUUGAGUUCGUCGAAGGCGAGCGAUCGUACCGCCGCCCAACACAAGAUCGUGACAGGCAUUCUGACGAUGAAGACUCGGCUAUCCCUGGUCUACCCCGCGUUAUCGAUGCGCUCAGCACGAUUAUGUGGCCCUCCAUCGUCCAGUCCCAGACAACGCGACAACGCAAAUCCCGCGCCCGUGAACUCCUCGGCUGGGCGCUGGAGGAGGAGGCCGACGACGGUCUCCGCGCACUCAUCGCGGACCCCUCCGCUUCCUCCGCAGACCCGACCGAGGCCAUCGCUGCCGCUGCUGCGAACGCGCGCAAGAGCCGCAUGCAGCGCGAGAUGGAGGAGCUCGAGCGCUGGCUAGGGGACGAGGAGGCCGGGUCAGGGUUACAAUACACGCGCAACAGCACCGAUGGCAAGGUGCCAGAACGCGUCGGGGAAGUGGAGGCGGGGAAGAUGCAGGCGUGGGUCACCAGCGCCCCAGUGCACUCCGCGGAGGGAUGGGAGGACAUGACGACCCCUCCUGCUAUUCGUACGCCCCGGCCAGAUGACGAGAGCUACCACGCUGCAGCCAGCGCAGAGCACGGGUUCGAGGACGAUUUCGCGGACUUCGUCUCCGUCACCUCCGAUUCAAACCUCCACCUGCCCCAGCAUGGCUUCGGGUCCGGUUUCGGACACAGGGACGAUCGGCUGCUAGAAGUCAGCUACGACACCGCUAGGCUCACGCCGAUGCACACAGGCGCGUCGUACCGCUCGCUCACAUCCAUCUCCGACUUUGGGGGCGAUGAGAGCGUGUUCGUCGAGCGAGACGCACUACACUCAAGCGGGUACGGUGCUCUUGGCGACGAGGAUGGCGACGGAGACAACGACCCCGACCUGCCAUCCCGCGCGGAGAUCCUGGAGACCUCCCGCAGGCUGUUCGGUGCCGCAGCUUUCGCACCCGCCUCCGAGUCUCACGCAGUGUCGCAACCGGUCGCUCAGUCCCCUCCAUCUUCCGUACCAGCGUCUACCACGCACUCCCAAGAAGCUCCUGCUAGCUCUUCAAGUACUACCUCCACCCCGACACACCCCGCCAGCGCUACUACAGACGCAGACGCGGACACUUCCGCCGAUCUCUCGCUGGACUCGGAGGAUGGCGACGAGUCCUCGUUCGCCCCUUUCGACCUCUCGCGCGUGUUUAGCGCGCUGCAGGGCAUGAAGGCUGAGAUCGCGGGUAUGGAGGACGAGGACGAGCGCCGACGCGCCGCGGCACGGGUUGCGCUGGGCUUGGUAUAUGGGCUUGAGGCUCAGCGCGACGGCCAGGAGCCGUAAGCGUAAGGAGCAUGUUGGCCUGUGGCCAUUGUUUUAGGUCGACAAGCAGGUCAUGGAUUGGAUUCGU
This is a messenger RNA of Trametes versicolor FP-101664 SS1, 1906 nucleotides long. RefSeq lists its product as uncharacterized. The coding region runs from base 28 to 1839 and encodes 603 amino acids. The record is from RefSeq and is a predicted model, not a curated record. The transcript has 4 exons. Lineage: Eukaryota; Fungi; Basidiomycota; Agaricomycetes; Polyporales; Polyporaceae.